GUUUCUUUAAAGUAUGAUUUCCAUCCUCUUCAUCUAGGUAUUGGUCUCGAAGGUUUUGCGAAUACGUUUUACGAUACGUUGAUCCUUCAACCUUCAUAGUGGACAGUGCCACCCGCACAUAGCCGAUGACCUCCACAGCGUCUUCCCAUGUCGGGCCGAUCCGACGGCUAUGGUUUCGUUGGAAGAGUCUACGGCUUCCGUGGCGUCGACAAUUCUUAGUCGGCAUGGACCUGGCAGGAAAUACGUACUGGGAGUUCAAAGAUCACAUGAACGCUCAGAGAUUGCGUCGGAUUGUGCAUCACAGUCGUCGCACACACUACUCAGAUGUGCAGGUCAAUCCGCAAUGGCACCAGUGGCUCCGUCAUGUCCGUCCGACACCUCCGUCGAUCGCCGAACAAGAAGCAGAUUUGAUCCGCCAGACACAAAUCAAACAACUUGCCGCACGAGCCGAUGAGCGAUGGGCCAGUCUACCUUCAUACGCCGACAUUCACCCUCAGCCUCAACCAGCGAUGCAGUCACAGGGCUCAGGAGCAUCUGUCCUGGGCGGCGCCGCGACAGCGCAGGGCGAAGAUAAAGGGGGACACAGCGGCGUCACCGGUUCCGAGGAGAAAGAACAGUCCAGGAGAUCAACUAAAGGCAAGGAUUCAUGGGAGCAGGCGCAAAAGCCGAGCAACCCCGGGCAAGACUGGCAGCCGGAGAGCUGGAGUCCCUCAGCUAGUAAGCGCUGA
Xylona heveae TC161 is the source of this 728-nucleotide messenger RNA. RefSeq lists its product as hypothetical. Gene Ontology annotation, cellular component: membrane. Gene Ontology annotation, biological process: mitochondrial respiratory chain complex I assembly. The transcript has 3 exons. The record is from RefSeq and is a predicted model, not a curated record. Lineage: Eukaryota; Fungi; Ascomycota; Xylonomycetes; Xylonales; Xylonaceae. The coding region runs from base 126 to 728 and encodes 200 amino acids.